This is a messenger RNA of Hydra vulgaris (swiftwater hydra), 1918 nucleotides long. NCBI's taxonomy places the organism in Eukaryota, Metazoa, Cnidaria, Hydrozoa, Anthoathecata, Hydridae. The record is from RefSeq and is a predicted model, not a curated record.
UUACGGUUGUAUCCAAGGAAAUUGUAUAUAAAUUGUCUAAAAACAAAAAAGUUAAAAAUGGGUGAAAUAAAUAUUGGAAUCAAAUAAAUAACGCUAAUACUAUUUUAAAUUGAUGCUAUUUACCUAAUAAAUAUUAAUAAAGUUGUCGGAACAUACGAUGAGUGUGGGAAAAUACAAUCCUUCUGUGAGAGUUGGAAACUGGAAUGAAGAUUUGUGUUUGGAAGAGGAAAUGUUAAAAGAUUUUUUGGAUAAAAGAGAAAAUGGUGAACUACUUGCUUUCAAAAGAAAAAAUUUGUUUUUAAAACUGUUGCAACAUGUUAAACUUACUCAAAACGAUGAUGAAAAAGUCAGAUUUGGUGAUGUUAUUUGUUUACACAAUGUUUUUAUUAAAGAAAAUCUUUCAAUUAGCAUGUCUGAAAGUCAGCUUCAAGAUUCUGAUAUAGUUAACUGUAGUGUUUCUGUAUCACCAAUCUUGCAACCAUGCUUUAGAAAUGCUUUUGUUGUAACAAGCUAUGAUAGAGUCAAUAAAACUGGAGAUUUGUUAUGUUAUGGUCAAAGUUUUGUUUUAAGUGCACUUCCAAAUCAACUUCCAAAUAUUGAAAAUCUCAAGUUAACAAGUAAUCCAGUGACAUUUAUGAAACACUCCAAAAAAUUUCCAUAUCAAGAGGUUUCCAUGGCAUCAACUUCUACUUAUCUUAACAAUUGGCAAGUUUUACAUCAUGAUCCUCAAAUGAGAUUAGAAACAGAGGGAUUUCCCAUAAAGGUUAAUGAAAAGAUUGUUAUAAAGCACUGUUACACAAAUAGAGCUUUGGCUGCAGUAUCUGAUUAUACAACAAGAAAUACGUUUUCUUUGGGCCUGUUUUGGGUUGGGCAGCAAAUGACGUGGCGAGAUUGCAAAGCUUGAAGGUACAGUGGUUGAUGUGCUAGGCCUACAUGAAGUUGAAGGUUCAGUGGCGGAUGUGCUACCGGUACAUGAAGUGGAAGGUUCACACCCCAUUUUACCCCAACAUAGGAGGCAUAAUAAAACUGUUCGAAAAAACAAAGCAGAGCAAAGCUCAUGAAUAUAUAAGAGUCUUAAUUACUUAAUAUAUAAUAUCAUUCAGGAACAAUAAUAUGUUUAAUUCAAAGCUUUAAUUACAAAGAAGCUGCUUCUUAAAAUAUAAUGUUAAAAAAUAAGAUGAAAAAGUUGACAAAAUUGUAUCUACCUCUCAACGACGAUACUUGAAGAAAACGUGAACAAAAGUAAAAGAUGGCGACGUCUCUUCUCGCGAUAUUUCAAAUCCAAUAUUUUUUUCGAUGCUCUUAGGCUCUGAAUGGGGUGUAUUUUCAAAACCCCAUUUUGCCCCACUACCCCAUUUUAUCCCAGUUUCCCCUACAUUUAAUGACUAUAUGAAACAGUAAAAUCCUGUUAACUCUGACUCUCAAGGAAGGGCCGUAACGUGAUUUUUAGGGUAUUCGUUUUGGAAAAAAAAAGGCAUUUUAGAGUAAGUAAACUUACCUUUUUCUCAAUUUUUACAUCAAAAUUUGUACUGACAAUCUUUUGUCAAAAGGUUUACACAGCUAUACCCCAAAUCCUGAUGAGACUUUUAAUCGAAUAAUCUGGAAAUAAUGCCCCAAAACGCAUUUUGUUUCAAAAAGUGUUUUCAAACUUUUAGAGUUAGUUGUUUUCUCAGCAGUUAUAUCUUUUAAUAGAUGUUACGUUUCGCAUAACGAAACUUUUCAACAACUUGGAUUUCAUUGUGGAAAAUAUUUCCUUCUCGGUGCAGUUAAAAAAGACAACAAUCGCAUCAUUCAUAUGGAAAGGAAAAAAAAAAGAAGUAACAAAAUCAACGAGGAAAAAUUGAGAGGUAUAAGAAAAGGACUUAGCAAUGAUUCCUAUGUGUCUGGAAAUUUUUUAAGAUAUAUAUUGUUAAAGUUG